AAAUUUCUGAGGCGUGCCGCGUUUGGAGGAAGCACAAAGCUGGAGUGGUUUAGGUCGCAGCAGAUCAUUAUCCCCCUAAAAAAUAACUACCACCGCCACCGUUAUAGGGUACUACUCUGAAAAAGUAAAACAGCAAGGUUGUUGUGUUGUUGCAUGUACUUUUGUGUGUUGUUAUGUCAAGUUUCCAAAAUAGAAAUCACAAUCUGUACUCCUAGGCCGCUCUUUCUCCUUAACCCCCCCCAAAUCCCUCAACUGUGUCCGUAAGCCUGUGAUCAAUGAAACCUGUUUAAAGUUUAUUCCAACUCUGAAACUUUUCUUUGCCAAGAUCAGAAGAUCUGGUCUUACCUUCCUCCCUCUCUCUCUUAUUCCUCUGCUUCAUUUAUUCACAUGAACCCUGUGUUCGUCAUCUCAUUUGGAUUAUUAUAGCUUCGUUUUUCUUCACGGGGAGAUAGAAGGAAGUUCCCAAAACUCGAGCACAUCUGGGAAGUUCAAGCAGAGUAUGCACUGUUAGGAAAUGGGGAGGAAAGGGAGUUGGUUUUCUGCAGUGAAGAAAGCCCUCAACCCUGAAUCCAAGGAAAAGAAAGAUCAGAAAUUCAAGUCAAAGAAAAAAUGGCUUGGGAAAAACAAGAAUGUGGAAGAGGAUUAUGAGGAAAAUGUAGACCACUUGAAAAAUGCAGAUCAUGUGGAAAACGUAGACCAUGUGGAUCAUGUGGUAUCUUCCAAGGAAGAAUCUGCAUUUGUGAUUCCCACUUCUUUUGCGCCACCUCCUCCUCCACCACCUCUUCCUACUCUUCCUCCAAUAAAAGAGAAGUUAGAGGAGGGUGAGGAUUCACAGAGAACCUCUCUUGCUCUAAAGGAAGAUUUCGAAUUACUGGAGGCAGAGGAUGCUCAGAGCAAGCAUGUUUACUCUGUGGCGGUCGCCACAGCAAUGGCUGCAGAGGCGGCUGUUGCUGCUGCUCGGGCUGCCGCAGAGGUUGUACGUCUCACUGGGCUGACUCAUUUCCCGGGGAAAUCUUUGGAGGAGGUAGCAGCCAUCAAGAUCCAGACGGCAUUCCGAGGGCACUUGGCAAGGAGGGCAUUACGGGCUUUGAGAGGGUUGGUGAGGUUGAAAUCAUUGGUAGAGGGUCAAUCUGUUAAACGCCAGGCGACUACCACAUUAAAAUGCAUGCAGACCGUUGCUCGUGUACAAUCUGAGAUUCGUGCAAGGAGGAUUAGAAUGUCUGAGGAGAAUCAGGCGCUUCAGCGACAGAUUCAACAGAAACAAGAGAAAGAGUUGAAAGAGAUGGAGAAACACAGAGUUGCUUCUAUUGGAGACAACUGGAACCAUAGCCCCCAAUCUAAGGAGGAGGUUGAGGCAAAGCUACAGAGCAGACAAGAGGCUGCUAAGAGAAGAGAAAAGGCCUUGGCUUAUUCAUUCUCUCAUCAGAGGAUGUGGAAGAACUCUUCGAAAUCUCAACAUCCUACGUUCAUGGAUCCCAGCAAUCCCCACUGGGGUUGGAGUUGGUUAGAGAGAUGGAUGGCUGCAAGACCAUGGGAGAGCCAAAGCACAUCAGACUACAAUGACCGGGCCUCCUUGAGGAGUGCAGCAAGCCGUGCAUCAAUGUCAGUUGCGGAAAUCACCAAAGCUUAUGCUCUUCGUGAUGUCCACCGCGAUAACAAGCCUCCUUCCCCAACUGGCCAAAAAUCAAGCCGGCCUCCCAGUCGCCAAUCCCCUUCAGCUCUUACCAAGACACCAUCUUCAUCAUGGAGAACCCCAAAAAAGAAUGGGUCAGGCAGGGACGAGGACUCCAGAAGUACUUACAGUGUGCAGUCGGAGCGAUUCAACAGGAGGCAUAGCAUUGCAGGGUCCUCAGUAAGAGAUGAUGAGAGCCUUGCAAGCACGCCUUCAGUUCCUUCUUCAAAAAGAUACCUGACACCCACAAGCUCAACGAAGACAAGGUCACGACUGGCAAGCCCGAGCUCAUCGGGGUUAGAAAAGAACAGGACACCAACACCAGACAAGGGAUCGUCACCAUCAGUCAGUUCUGUGAAGAAGCGGCUGUCUUACCCUGCUUCCCCUGCUGGACGAAGGAGGCACUCGGGUCCUCCUAGGGUCGGCAGUAGCUCCCCUAAGGGUGCAGCUCACACAGAGAAGAAAGUUAGCAAUGGUUGGGGAAGCAAAUAGUGUUCAGUCCAGCUAGUACUGUGCAUGUACAAAUAAUAACAAGCAUGUACUAUAUAGGUAGAUGUUGAGGUGAAGAAGAUUGAAUAAAAGAUGAGUGGAUGGGCUUUGUUAGAGUGGUGGCGAAGGAAGACAGAAAAUGAAAAUAGUUUACGAUCUGAUCAGUUGUCUUCAUCAUCAUUGUCAAAAUCUUUUUUUCUUCUCAGUUACCUCUUCUUGUUAUAGAGCUUGUUAUUUAUGAGUAGAAUGGGUUUGGGGGUACCGGAAAGGCGAUUUCUUUAGUUGUGUGCAGAUUGCUGUGGUCCUGUGGAUUCCUCAUUUGGUUCUGUAGUUCUGUCGAUUGCUGUUCCUGUGGUUACAGUGGUUCUGUUUGUUAAGUAAUCUGGGUUCUUCCGUUUGUACUGAGAACUCUUGAGAUUGUACGAAGAACUUGGUGGUUAUGAACCGUUUGCAUUUGGCCCCUUAUCAAUGAAAAAAACUAUGAAGAUCAUUUGUUCC
Rosa chinensis is the source of this 2659-nucleotide messenger RNA. RefSeq names its product protein IQ-DOMAIN 1. NCBI's taxonomy places the organism in Eukaryota, Viridiplantae, Streptophyta, Magnoliopsida, Rosales, Rosaceae. The transcript is spliced from 6 exons. Gene Ontology annotation, molecular function: protein binding. The record is from RefSeq and is a predicted model, not a curated record. The coding region runs from base 515 to 2164 and encodes 549 amino acids.